AUGGGGCCGCCAGGUAUUACUGGUACGCAGGGUGAAACUGCCAAACAUAUGUUUGAUAGGAUAGGGAAACAAGUGUACGAAACAGUGAAAAAUGAAGCUGAAAAUUAUAUUAGUGAAUUGGAAGGAAAGUUGUCACAAGCAACACUUUUGGGGGAAAGAGUUAGCAGCCUUAAAACAUGCCAACUUGUAGAGGAUUAUCGUAGUAAGGCUAAUGGUGAUGUUAAAAGGUAUCCGUGCGCUAAUAGAUCACCAGUUCGUUUUUCCGAUGAAAGUCGAAGUCAAUGUACAUAUAAUAGAAUAAAAGAUAAUGAAACCGAUGAUAAUGCAUGUGGCGCCUGCGCGCCGUAUCGACGUUUACAUUUAUGUGAUUAUAAUUUGGAAAAAAUGGGCAAAACGUCGACAACGAAGCAUGAUUUGUUGGCAGAAGUAUGUAUGGCAGCAAAAUACGAAGGGGACUCAAUAAAAACACAUUAUACAAUACAUAAACACACAAAUAAUGAUUCUGCUGCUGAAUUAUGUACUGAGUUGGCACGAAGUUUUGCAGAUAUUGGAGACAUUAUACGAGGAAAAGAUCUGUAUCUCGGUGAUAUAAAAAAAAAGCAAAAUGGAAAAAAAACAGAAAGAGAAAAAUUAGAAGAGAAUUUAAAAAGAAUUUUCGGGAAAAUACAUGAGGACGUGACGAAUGGGAAGAAGGAGGUGCUAAAAACACGCUACAAAGAUAUUAAUGAUCCAGAAUUUUUUAAAUUACGAGAAGAUUGGUGGACUGCGAAUCGCGCCACAGUAUGGAAAGCCAUCACAUGUCAUGCAGGAGAAAGUGAUAAAUAUUUUCGAAACACAUGCAAUGAUAGUGAACAUAGUGGAACUUUUUCUCAACCUAAUAAAUACUGCCGGUGUAACGGCGACAAACCAGGUGAAGACAAGGCAAAUGUCGAUCCCCCAACCUAUUUUGAUUAUGUGCCGCAGUAUCUUCGCUGGUUCGAGGAAUGGGCAGAAGAUUUUUGUAGAAUAAGGAAACAUAAAUUAAAAAAUGCUAAAGAACAAUGUCGUGAAAAAUAUAAAAGUGGUACGGAUCGAUAUUGUAGCCGUAAUGGCUACGAUUGCACACAAACUAUUAGAGGAAGAAACAUUCUUGUCUCCGAUUCGGAAUGUACUAACUGCUCUGUUGUAUGCACUCCUUUUGUAAAAUGGAUAGAGAACAAAAAACUGGAAUUUGAAAAACAAAAAGGAAAAUAUACAAAAGAAAUAGAAAAAGCAAACGGAACAUCAAACGGAACAACAAUAAGAACUCAAUAUGGAACAAUUAAUAAUAUGUAUAGAAAAGAUUUUUAUCAACAACUACAAAGUGGCUAUGGAGAUGUCAAUGCUUUUUUAGAAUUGUUAAAUAAAGAAACAACAUGCAAAGAUCACCCUAAAGUGGAAGAAAAAUCUGAUAUUGAUUUCAAUGAAGGUACUGAAAAAACAUUUUCUCAUACGGAAUAUUGCGAAACCUGUCCGUGGUGUGCUACCAAAAAAAAAGGAAUUGAUGGAAACUGGGAAGAACAAAAGUAUGAAGAAGGAUGCGAAAACUAUUUAAUGAAACCCAUUGAUGAAAGUAAAAGUACUGAUAUUGAUUUGCUUGUCAAGGAUACGUCAGGAACAACUAUGGUGGAGAAACUAGGAGGUUUGUGUAACGAUUCUUCUAAAAGAACUGUUCAAAUGGAAAAUUGGCAAUGUCAUUAUGAAAAAAAAAGUCAAUAUGAAGAUGGUUUUGAUAAGGAUUAUUGUGUACUAAAAGAUGACAAAAAAAAAAAACCAGAACAUAGGACAAUUAAAUCCUAUUAUACCUUAUUUCCAAAUUGGAUAAAUGAAAUGUUAAAAGAUUCGAUAGAUUGGAGUAAAGAACUUAAAACCUGUAUAAAUAAUGAAAAACCAACUAAUUGUAUACGUGAGUGUAAAAGUAAAUGCGAUUGUUUUAAAAAAUGGGUUGUACAAAAAGAACAAGAAUGGAAACAAUUAGAAGAACACUAUGAAAAAGAAAAUUUUAGUGGAGAUUUUGGUCCAAGAAUUAGUCCUUAUGUGACUCUUGAAGGGAAUUUACAAUACAGUUAUUUGGAAAUGAUUCGAAAGUAUUAUGCACAAGAAAAACCCGUACAAGAAAUUGAACAAAUAAUUGAAAAAAAUAAGAACAAUUUCGAAGUUAAAGAAGAUGAUAAUUCAAUAACCAAGUUCUUACAGCAAGAAAAAGGAAUUGCCACCAAAUGCAUAGAAAAACAGGAAGAAUGCAAGCAACAAAAAAAACAACAACGACAAAAACAACCCGCCGAUAAAGUUGUCUCCCGCUCCGGCGCCUCACCCGACACCGCCUCACCCGACACUAAGGCCACUGAGGAAAAGGAAGAAGAAGAAGAGGAAGAAGAAGAAGAGGACCUCGGCGAGGAGUCGGAGGAGCCGGAGGACCAAGCGGUGGUAGACCAGGAUGGGCAGGGGGAGACCACAGAAAAGAAGGUACCGGCGACCACAGAAGAGGGAUCACCAAAAGAAACAACAACACCAGAGAAGUCAGUAGACGUUUGCAAAACGGUGGCCGAACUAUUUAGUAACGUGGACAAUCUGAAAGAAGCCUGCACACAAAAAUAUGGCGGAAAUAACUCACGUUUAGGUUGGAAGUGCAUACCAACUAGUGGUGGUGAAAAAGCCACAGGUGGUAGUGGUGAAUCCACUGGUAGUGAUGCCACCACCGGUGGUAGUAUUUGUGUGCCACCGCGAAGACGACGAUUAUAUGUCACACCACUAACGACAUGGGCGAGUGGUGGUACCACACAGGUGGAGACACAGGCGAGUGGUGGUAACACGGAGACGUCACAAGUUAGUGGUGAGACAACACCACAAGGUCAAACACCAUCAGAAAGUGAGGCCCAAACUGCGUCACAAGAUCCUAGUGAAAAACUACGUACUGCAUUUAUUGAAUCUGCUGCUGUAGAAACUUUUUUUUUAUGGGAUAGGUACAAAAAGGAAAACACGAAGAGACAAAGUGUGUUACCACUACUAGAACCCAUCAACGGUGAUACUAUCAGUGAUGACAAUAACCCCGAAAAACUGUUAAAAGUUGGUAAGAUACCCCCCGAUUUUUUGAGAUUAAUGUUUUAUACAUUAGGUGAUUAUAGAGAUAUAUUAUUUAGUAGUAGUAACACAAGUGACACAACUGGUAAAGAGACACCUAGUAGUAGUAAUGACAACCUCAAAAAUAUUGUGAUUGAAGCUGGUGGUACUGACGAGAAGGACAAGCAGAAAAUGAAAGAAAUACAACAGAAAAUAGAUAAAAUUCUCAAACAAAGUGGCACAACUCCUCCCACACCUGUCACCCACUCCCCAUCUAGUGGUACAACCCCCUCCUCCUGGUGGGAAAAUAAUGCAAAACAUAUAUGGAAAGGAAUGGUUUGUGCACUAACAUACAAAGACAACACGAAUGGUGGACCACCAACACAGGAUAAUGAUUUGAAAAAGGCACUUUGGGACGACAAAACGAACGAGCCAAAAAAAAGCGAAUACAAAUACGACCAAGUGGAACUUAAAGAAGAAAAUAGUGGUACUGGCGUCACCAAAGGCCACGCUGAAGCCCCUGGUGAUAACACUCCCCUGUCCAAAUUUGUGUUACGCCCCCCUUAUUUCCGUUACCUUGAAGAAUGGGGUGAAACAUUUUGUAGGGAACGGACGAGGAGGUUGGGGAAGAUAAAGGGGGAGUGUAAGGUGGAUGACAGUGGAAGUGGUCGUGGUGGUGUUAUAAAACGACAAUAUAGUGGGGAUGGGGAAGAUUGUGACAAGGUUCAUGAGGAUCCUACUACACUUCCGGAUUUAGGUUCCAGUUGUCCCAAAUCUUGUAGUUCUUAUAGAAAAUGGAUAAAAAUAAAAAAAGACGAAUAUGAGAAACAACAAAAGGCAUAUGAACAACAAAAAAAAAACUGCGAAAAGGAAAGUGAGGGUGUUGAAAAUAAAUCUGAUAUUUGUGAUCAAAAAUUUCUUCAAAAUCUUAAAAACUAUGGGUCAAUUGAUUCAUUUUUAGAUAGAUUAAAAAAAGGACCAUGUUCUAAAACUUAUAAUGAGAGUGGAGAGGAUAAUAAUAAAAUAUUUGAGGAUACAGAGAAAACGUUUGGACAUCAAAAUUAUUGUGGUCCAUGUUCUGAAUUUAAAAUAAAUUGUGAAAAAGGUAAUUGCGAUAAGACUAAAGGACAGGAGUGCAAUGGUAAAAAGACUAUUGAUGCACAAAAUUUUGAACAAAUGGGACAGACUGCUAAAGAAUUUGUUAUGCGUGUCAGUGAUAAUGAUACAACGAAAUUUGAAGGUCAUGGUUUAGAGGAUUGUAACGGUGCAGGUAUCUUUAAAGGUAUUAAAGAAAAUAAAUGGAAAUGUGAUAAGGUAUGUGGUUAUGUUGUAUGUAAACCGAAAAACGGUAAUGGAAAAAAUGAAGGUACAUACAUUAUACAAAUUAGAGCAUUGGUUAGACGUUGGGUAGAAUAUUUUUUAGAAGAUUAUAAUAAAAUUAGAAAAAAAUUAAAGCCAUGUAUAAAUGAUGGUAAAGAACCUAAAUGUAUAAAAACUUGUGAUAAAAAAUGUAAUUGUGCUGGAAAAUGGAUAAAGCUGAAACAAGAUGAAUGGGAAAAUAUAAAAAAUCGUUUCAAUGAGCAAUAUAAAAAUGGCAAUGAAGGUGAUUACCCAGUGAAAACUAUUUUGGAGGAAUUGAUAUCCCGAAUUGCUGCUGCAACUGAUAAAGCAGAACGUGGGAGUUUAGAUAAAUUAAAGACGUCCCUUGGAUGUAAUUGCUCUGAUAACUCACAAAAAAAAAAUACUGACGAAAGAGAUAUCGUAGAAUGUUUGCUUGAAAAGCUUCAAGUAAAAGCAACAUCUUGUCAAUCCCAACAUAGUGACAAAACAGAACAACAGUGUCAAGAAUACACCCCUGAACCCGAUGAAGAGGACUUACUCCUUGAAGAAGAAAAUGAAAACCAAGUGGAAAAUCAAAAAGUGGGAAAUAAAGCGCCAGCAUUUUGUCCACCUCCAGAAAAACCACCGAAAGAGGAACCAGAUGAAAAGUGUGGAGAUAAAGAAGAAGAAAAAGAACAAGAGGAGGAAAAAGACAAAGGAAAUGAAGAACAAAGUGGCGCCCCUUCAUCACCAUCACCUAGUGAAGGCACAAAGGAACUUCCACCUCCACCUGAACCCCCAGAGGAAGCCAAACCCCCGGAACCAGUCAAACCAACACCAGCACCGGCCCCUGCGGCGCCUCCAGCAGCACCAGCACAACCAACCCUCCCUGCGGACGAGCCAUUCAAUCGUGACAUCCUGGCAACGACCAUCCCUUUUGGUAUUGCUUUCGCUUUAGGAUCUAUUGCUUUUUUAUUUUUGAAGAAAAAAACCAAAUCUACUAUUGAUCUUUUGCGUGUUAUUAAUAUCCCCAAAAGUGAUUAUGAUAUACCGACAAAACUUUCACCCAAUAGAUAUAUACCUUAUACUAGUGGUAAAUACAGAGGCAAACGGUACAUUUACCUUGAAGGAGAUAGUGGAACUGAUAGUGGUUACACCGAUCAUUAUAGUGAUAUUACUUCAUCUUCCGAAAGUGAGUAUGAAGAGAUGGAUAUUAAUGAUAUAUAUGUACCUGGUAGUCCUAAAUAUAAAACGUUGAUAGAAGUGGUACUUGAACCUAGUGGUAACAACACAACAGCUAGUGGUAACAACACAACAGCUAGUGAUACACAAAAUGAUAUACAAAAUGAUGGUAUACCUAGUAAUAAAUUUAGUGAUAAUGAGUGGAAUACAUUGAAAGAUGAUUUUAUAUCACAAUAUCUACAAAGUGAACAACCAAAUGAUUUACCAAAUGAUUAUAAAAGUGGAAAUGUUACUUUAAAUACAGAACCUAAUAUUUUAUAUUUUGAUAAACCUGAAGAAAAACCUUUUAUUACUUCUAUUCAUGAUAGAAAUUUAUAUACUGGAGAAGAAUAUAGUUAUAAUAUUAAUAUGAGUACUAAUAGUAUGGAUGAUAUUCCAAUUAAUCGUGAUAAUAAUGUUUAUAGUGGUAUAGAUUUAAUUAAUGACGCACUAAAUGGUGAUUAUGACAUUUACGAUGAAAUGUUGAAACGAAAAGAAAAUGAAUUAUUUGGGACAAAUCAUGUGAAACAAACAAGUAUACAUAGUGUUGCAAAAAAUACAAAUAGUGACCCCAUACACAACCAACUGGAACUAUUCCAUAAAUGGUUAGAUCGACAUAGAGAUAUGUGCGAACAGUGGGAAAAUCAUCACGAACGAUUAGCCAAAUUGAAAGAAGAGUGGGAAAAUGAGACACAUAGUGGUAACACUCACCCUAGUGAUAGUAACAAAACGUUAAAUACUGAUGUUUCUAUACAGAUAGAUAUGGAUGAUGGAAAACCAAAGAAGGAAUUUACUAAUAUGGAUACUAUCUUGGAAGAUCUGGAUAAAUAUAAUGAACCUUAUUAUGAUGUGCAAGAUGAUAUUUAUUAUGAUGUAAAUGAUCAUGAUACAUCAACUGUAAAUCCUAAUAAUAUGGAAAAACCUAGUAAGGUAAAGAUUGAAUUAGAUGUAAAUAAAAAGACGAUAAAAGAGAAAUAUCCUAUAUCAGAUGUGUGGGAUAUAUAA
Molecule: messenger RNA, 6624 nt
Organism: Plasmodium falciparum 3D7
Lineage: Eukaryota; Apicomplexa; Aconoidasida; Haemosporida; Plasmodiidae
Product: erythrocyte membrane protein 1, PfEMP1
Exons: 2
Coding region: 1-6624 (2207 amino acids)
Cellular component (GO): membrane
Molecular function (GO): host cell surface receptor binding
Source: RefSeq, a predicted model, not a curated record